Messenger RNA from Carcharodon carcharias (great white shark), 3753 nucleotides. It is a transcript of the gene ttc39c, whose product is annotated as tetratricopeptide repeat domain 39C. The record is from RefSeq and is a predicted model, not a curated record. Gene Ontology annotation, biological process: otolith morphogenesis; cilium assembly. Lineage: Eukaryota; Metazoa; Chordata; Chondrichthyes; Lamniformes; Lamnidae. Gene Ontology annotation, molecular function: protein binding. The coding region runs from base 111 to 1745 and encodes 544 amino acids. The transcript has 14 exons.
GAGGGGAGGCUUCGGGCUCAGCCCCCGGAUCGGAGUCCGGCCCCGGGCCGGCGGCCGGCAGCCCCCAGCGGCCGCUGGACGAUGCCGAACUGGCGCUGGCCGGGAUUAACAUGCUGCUCAACAACGGCUUCAGGGAAUCGGACCAGCUCUUCAAAAAAUACAGGCACAACAGUCCUCUGAUGAGCUUUGGAGCGAGUUUUGUUAGUUUCUUGAAUGCCAUGAUGACCUUUGAAGAUGAAAAAAUGCAGUUGGCUUGUGACGAUUUAAAAAACACGGAGAAACUCUGUGAAAGUAGUGAAGCAGGUGUCAUUGAAACAAUCAGGAAUAAAAUUAAAAAGAAUGUUGAUAUGCAGAAGCCCAGUGCAUUAGAUGUUGAUAGACUCCAACGACAAAUCAUCAUUGCAGACUGUCAGGUCUAUCUUGCAGUACUUUCCUUUGUGAAACAGGAGCUCUCAGCAUACAUUAAAGGUGGAUGGAUCCUCCGAAAAGCAUGGAAAAUUUAUAAUAAGUGUUAUGCCGAAAUUGAUGCUCUACAGAUGAUGCAUAAAAAGAGGUCUCAGGAAUCGCUGACAUCUGAUCGGGCUAAUGAUAACCAUAUUCCUGCUGUAUCUCUACAAGAAGAGUCACUAAGUAGACUGAAAGGUGCUGUCAGCUUUGGGUACGGACUUUUCCAUCUUUGUAUAUCAAUGGUACCUCCUAACCUGCUGAAAAUCAUCAACUUACUGGGGUUUCCUGGAGACCGUCUGCAGGGAUUAUCUUCCCUCAUGUAUGCAAGUGAAAGUAAGGACAUGAAGGCUCCAUUAGCUACAUUAGCUUUGCUCUGGUACCAUACAGUGGUGCGCCCUUUCUUUGCUUUGGAUAGCAUCGAUGCGCAAGCUGGGUUGAAGGAGGCAAAAGAAAUCCUGCAGACAAAGGAAGCCAUUUAUCCAGACUCUUCAUUGUUUCUGUUUUUCAAGGGGAGAAUUCAGCGAUUGGAGUGUAAAAUUAACAGUGCCUUGACAUCAUUCCAAACUGCGUUAGAACUAGCUAUAGAUCAGCGAGAAAUCCAACAUGUAUGCCUUUAUGAGAUAGGUUGGUGCAGCAUGAUAGAAAUGAAUUUCAAGGAUGCAUGCAAGUCUUUUGCACGGCUUAAAAAUGAGUCCAGGUGGUCUCAAUGCUAUUACGCCUAUUUGACUGCAGCAUGCCAGGGAGCAACAGGUGAGACUGACAAGGCACAAGAAGUGUUCAUAGAAGUCCAGAAGCUUUUCAGAAGGAAGAAUAAUCAAAUUGAGCAAUUUUCUGUCCGAAAGGCUGAAAGAUUCCAGAAGGAGAAGCCCACCAAAGAAUUAUGUGUGCUCGCUGCCAUUGAAGUGCUCUAUUUGUGGAAAGCACUUACCAAUUGUUCCCCUUCGAACCUACAACGAAUGAAUCAAGCUUGUCAGGAAAUGCAUGAGCCAUUAACAAUUGGGUUAAAACACCUACUCCUUGGUGCAAUACACAAAUGUCUAGGAAAUUCAGAUGGUGCUAUUCAGUUCUUCCAACUAGCUAUAAAAGAUGAGUUGAGUCGUCAGAACAAUGCAUACAUACAGCCGUAUGCUUGUUAUGAGCUUGGAUGUCUGUUGUUAGAGAAUCCAGAGACUUUGGACAAAGGCAGAACUUUACUGUACCAAGCCAAGGAAGAGUUUGCUGGUUAUGAUUUUGAAAACCGUCUACACGUGCGUAUUCAUACUGCAUUAGCAUCCUUGAAAGAAGUUGUUCCGCAGUGAUCUUUGCCAAACAGGAAUCUUCUUCAGUGCACACAUGCAAUUGAACUUAAAUCAGUUCCUGCACUUUAUGCUGUAAGUACACAGCAAAGGAAAUAGAGUGGUUGGUCUGAGCUCACGAAGGCUGCAUUAAACCUAAGCAUGUAGAAUAUCUUCGGAUGUGUAGGGGCAGUUUCACUGAUAAAUGAAAGAUGCAUUGAAGCUGUUGCUUCUUUAUUAUAGGUAGUUAAACAGGAAGUGGCUUAGGGUUCCAAGGAUUAUCAAGUGACCUUGCUUAUUUCCCCACUUUGACUGAAGCUCAAUUCAGAGCUAACUCGAAUAUCAGUGCAGCUUAAAGCACAGAGCCUGUUCACGUCAUUGGGGAAGAUUCUAAAUGUGCUUUGGUUGAGGUAGUAGAAGAUCAGGAAGGAAAAAGUGUUCACUGCUUUUGCCUGUUAAUAGCCAUAUUUUUGUUGCACUUGUAUUUUUAAUUUGCCUAGCUUUAACACCACCAUUAUUUUAAGAUGUGUAAAAUAUUGUUAGCACUUUUUAAAUUCCCUUUUGUAUCAGACCCCACAGAACACCAGCAGCAAAGGACUUGAGUUCAUUUCUGCUCAGGGUCGUUUGUUAAUUAUGAAUGAAAGAUGCAGUAUCUACAAGGUCUUUUUUUUGAAAAGCUUGUUUAGUCCUGUGAUGCCACUACACAAAGAUGUUCUUUGAGAUCUUCUGGUAUACUUGUAAAAAAAAAAAAUCCAAAUACCUCAGUUGUAGAUCAGAUGUAAAAAAAACCAAGAAAAAUUGUGAAAUUCAUACAUUUUUAAAGGAUAUCUCUGGGAAACAGGAUAAUGGACAAAUGAAAUUGCCUUGUAGCAUCUCAGUGUCUAAUUAUCUAUUUUGUCAUUUGUUUUGCCAUAUUAUGACAUGUUUGUAUCUACUGUUAAUAGCAUCUUAACAGGGUAAACAAGAUUUUAUUCUGUUAGAUUAUGCCUCUGCCAAGUUAUUUUUGCAUCAUUAUCUGAGAGGUGGAAGCCAUUAACUAAGAACAUAUCACUUGGAUGCGGAUGUCACUUAUCACAUUUCGUUUUAAAAAUAUAUUUUUUUAUAAAUCCCUAUCGAAAUCUGAGGCAUGAUCUAAUGGGAAUAAAAUCAAAAAGAAUACAUCAUUCCUGAAUUAAAUAUGCUUUGUAUGGAUUGGCAAUGAAUGUUUAUUGCGCCAGUUUUUGCUGUUUCCUGAAGCCUGCUGCUUUGAUUCUAUAGGCGCUGGUUGCCGUCUGGUACCUUGUCCAACUGGCCAGUUGACUUGGCGCAGAUUUGGGUUCUUUCUGUGUGACUAAGCAACUCCUUGGAGAUGCUCACCUGAACUGUCGCUGGUUAUGUUAGGUUUUUAUUUAUUUCAGAAUUUUCAAGUUGUUGCUCAGCAAAAGGGUUUUAUUUGUAAUUUGGAAUCUUGUCGCCCUGUGUUUUCAAACUUGCGAUCCUAGGAUUUAAGUCCCCUUAUUUACACAGUAUAAUUCCAUUAUGUGGUCACUUUUGUUUUAUUUUAACAGUAGAAUUAAAUAACUGAGCUGUUUGACAUCGAGUAAUGUGAUAAAGUAAUGUAACGUGAAUCUUCCAAUUUGCUCACACUGGAGAAUGUUAUCAACAUUCUUGCUCUUGUACACACAUUGCUCAGGGGAAGGGAAAAUUUUUUAAAAAUUUACAAAAAUGUUAAUGAACUGAUGUUGUAAAUUACCCAAGAAAUUGAUGUGUUUCUGUUCGUGGUAACUGUAUUUCAUAAAUGGAGGAAGAAUUAGUUCAUCUUGCAUUGACGAGUGACUUGAUUACAGAAGGAACAAGUACUUGUAAAUGUUCUGCCUGCCCAUCACUCACUGUUACUGUGAUGCUCUUUGAGAUUAGGAUCGAGAACUGGAUCUGUUCAUUGUGUACGAGUGGAAAUGUUGACUAACUGGAUGGUGAUGAAAACUGUCAUUGUAUUUUUGACUGUAUGUAGACUGCUAUAACUCUGCUGUAUUAAAAAAAGACAUGUCCAGUU